Messenger RNA from Zerene cesonia (dogface butterfly), 1534 nucleotides. RefSeq lists its product as uncharacterized. Bases 218 to 1513 code for a protein of 431 amino acids. The transcript is spliced from 9 exons. NCBI's taxonomy places the organism in Eukaryota, Metazoa, Arthropoda, Insecta, Lepidoptera, Pieridae. The record is from RefSeq and is a predicted model, not a curated record.
UCUUGUAUGAAACAAGUUUUGAAUAGGCUAUAAGGAAUGAGGAUACAAUUAAUUACAAUGCAAUAAGUAAAAGGACAUAGGUGGGAUUAAAUGCCUAUUGUACAUUUUAACGUAUACCCACUGCAAAUCCUUAAAAUAUUGAAUUGAAUUGAAUUGAAAUAUAUAAACUUGUUUGGGUUUUAAUAUGAAAAGGUACACAGUAAAACAUUAAUGGAAAAUGGAUCAUUCAUCAAACCGCGAAAAGUCUGCAAACGAUUUAGUUGGACAUAGGGGUCCAGUGUUUCAUAAAGACGAAGUAAAAGUGCUUGUAAAUCUAGUUGAAAAAUAUAAAGCGGUUGUAUUAAAUAAGAGUACAAAUGCUACAUCAAUCAAUGCAAAAGAUUUAGCUUGGGCAAAAAUUACUAAACAAUUUAAUGACCAAAAUGUAAAAUGCUAUAGAAGCAUUGAAAACCUUAGAACAAAAUGGGAGAAUCUUAAAAAAGUGGCAAGGAGAGUAUCAAAGAAUGUUAUAGAUACAAAUUAUGCUGAAUUUGAUGAUAUUACCAAUAGAGUCGUUUUAAUGAUACAUGAAUCAGAGAACAGUAUUGAACCAAUUGAAUGUGCUCAAGCCUCAUUCCAAGAUGAUUGUGAUAAUGAAAUGAAAGAGAAUUCCAUGAAUUAUUGGGAGGAUGACAAAUCAUCAGAUGAAUGUGGUAAAUAUAUCUUCUUGUUAUAUUCUUGUAUCUUGAAGUACUGGAGAAACAGACAAAAAACACUUCAAUUUAAAAUUAAAAAUUUUAGGAAGGCCAGAUCUUCAAACUUUUCACCACAGGAAUGUGAUUUACUUUUAAAAUGUGUAAAACAGGAAAAGGAGAUAGUAUUCAAUUUAGAAACAACCAAAAAAGCUAAUGAUUUGAAAAACUCAGCAUGGACGAGGAUUACACAAGUGUUUAAUAAAUACAGUACAAACGCUAGGUCAAAGAGGGUUCUUAGAACGAAAUUUGAAAAUAUGAAAAGGAUAAUGAAAAAAGCCAGUGUAGAAGAAUAUAUCAAAAGGUUUGGUAGUGGACAGGACUUGGAUAAUCAAGCAUUCAAAUCAGAACCAUUGUUUGAUAGCAAAAUGGAUGAUACAGACUUGGAUGAUAUUGACCGCAGUGACCUUAGAGCAUCACCACUUCCGGAUCACAAUGAUUGUAUAGAUCCAUUGAGAUUUGUUAUGAACGCCGAUUCGGGGAUUGGUUCAACAAGUUAUAUGGCACCAUGGAACGAGUUUGAAAAUAAAGAAGUUGUUAAAUUGAAACUUGAGUUACUGAACUAUCAGUUGGAAACUGCUAAGCUCAAAAGAAAGAGACUAGAAGAGGCGGUAAGAGCAGAUAUUGCGGAAAGGGAGGCGAAAUCUCUGGAAACUUCUCUUCGGUUACGGACCGCGAGGUUAGAAGCUGUCGCGGCUGAAAUGAAACUUCCAGAAUCUCAUCCUGCUCUCGCUUACACAGAGAAAGAAGUAUUGGCGCAAGAAUAUUUGAAGUCUCACUAAUAAAUUAAAAUACAACUUGAA